This is a messenger RNA of Macrosteles quadrilineatus (aster leafhopper), 1455 nucleotides long. RefSeq lists its product as uncharacterized. The record is from RefSeq and is a predicted model, not a curated record. Bases 20 to 1102 code for a protein of 360 amino acids. Lineage: Eukaryota; Metazoa; Arthropoda; Insecta; Hemiptera; Cicadellidae. The transcript is spliced from 4 exons. Gene Ontology annotation, cellular component: extracellular matrix.
CUGUAGUCGUCUGUGCAGGAUGAAGAUCCACUGCGGGCUGCUGACGUUGUGUCUGCUGGCGCUACAGUCCCAUGGCGAGCCACCAGCUCCAUCGUACGGUCCCCCAGGGUACACGCCCGGGGGCGGCGGUGGGGGCGGCGGUGGAGGCGGCUACGGUGACGGCAGACCUCCCGGCGGCGGUGGGUUUGGUGAUGGCGGAAAUGCAGGUGGAGGUGGAGGCGGUGGAUACGGAGGCGGCGAUGGAGAUGCUAAGCCGGAGCCGUUCAGCUUCUCCUACGAGGUGAACGACCCCCAGAGUGGUACAGAGUUCAGCCACCGCGCGGAGAGUGACGGACAGAGGGUGACUGGCGAGUACAAGGUCUUGCUGCCCGACGGGAGACGACAGGUGGUAUCCUACACAGCAGACGACGCCAGUGGAUACAACGCCGACGUUAAGUACGAAGGAGAAGCCAACCAAGGUGGUGCCGGAGGCGGAUAUCCAUCUGGUCCUUCCGGAGGAUCUGGAUUUGGAGGCGGCAGCGGUGGAGGUGGUGGAGGAGGAUAUCCAUCAGGAGGUCCAUCCGGUGGAUCUGGAUUCGGAGGCGGUAGUGGUGGAAGCGGCGGAUAUCCAUCUGGAGGUCCUUCCGGUGGAUCUGGAUUUGGAGGUGGCAACGGUGGAGGUGGUGGAGGAGGAUAUCCAUCAGGAGGUCCAUCCAGUGGAUCAGGAUUCGGAGGCGGGAAUGGUGGAAGCGGCGGAUAUCCAUCUGGAGGUCCUUCCGGUGGAUCUGGAUUUGGAGGUGGCAACGGUGGAGGUGGUGGAGGAGGAUAUCCAUCAGGAGGUCCAUCCGGUGGAUCUGGAUUUGGAGGUGGUAGUGGUGGUAGCGGUGGAUAUCCAUCUGGAGGUCCUUCCGGAGGAUCUGGAUUUGGAGGAGGUAAUGGCAGAGGUGGUAGUGGCGGAGGCGGAGGUUAUCCAUCCGGACCAUCAGGAGGUGGCAACAGAGGAAAUGGAGGUGGUGGUUUUGGAGGCGGCAGUGGAGGCGGCAGCGGCGGAUUCAACGGCUACCCAUCCAAUGGCCCAUCUGGAGGAAGUCCUACCAACUCAUACCUACCUCCUGGUAAAUGAUGCUGCAGCUGGUGAUACAACGAGUUACCUUGUAAAUGUAAAUAGUUCCAAUAGUCAAGGCUAUAGUGGUAGAGGCCAUCAUUUCAAGUAAAUUCUUAGAUCACGAUCACGAAAUAGUUGAUGAAACUCAGUAUGCUUAAAGUAGCUUUAGUUAUAGACUCAAGCCAAAUAGCAGUAGAUAUACUUACUUAUGGAAUGUGGUAAGAUUAUUACCCAUUAUAUUUUUAGUAUGGUAAAUGAUCAUUGGAGGGUAGAAACCAUUAGAUUUAUUGUUCAUGAGCUUUGUAUUUAUUGCAGUUCUGUAGAGUUUAGUUUAAAUAUUAUAAACCAUAAUAAAAAGUAAUAACCUAAUU